Dufourea novaeangliae is the source of this 1123-nucleotide messenger RNA. RefSeq names its product transmembrane emp24 domain-containing protein 5-like. The transcript is spliced from 4 exons. Lineage: Eukaryota; Metazoa; Arthropoda; Insecta; Hymenoptera; Halictidae. Gene Ontology annotation, cellular component: Golgi apparatus; endoplasmic reticulum-Golgi intermediate compartment; COPII-coated ER to Golgi transport vesicle. Gene Ontology annotation, biological process: endoplasmic reticulum to Golgi vesicle-mediated transport; intracellular protein transport; Golgi organization. The record is from RefSeq and is a predicted model, not a curated record. Bases 103 to 795 code for a protein of 230 amino acids.
UAGGAGUUUAGUGAUUGGAACACACUUGCACACUUGUCUGUCAGAGCCGUUGUGAAAGCGAUUGCCGGACGGGUGGAUCGUUGUAAUGACCUAUUCUAUUAAAUGCGAAGAAUGUCUAAUUUCUUACGAAGUCUGGUUCUCGGGGUGCUCUUCAGCCUUGUGAAUACUAGUAUACCUCAGCCCUGGUACGCAACUUUACCCGCGAUAAUCGCCGAUUACAAAGUGCACAUUGAUGCCGGAAAAGAGGAUUGUUACUUUCAAUAUGCUAGCGCCGGAGCCGAUUUCUACGUGAAUUUUCAGGUAAUACGGGGCGGAGAUGGUAAAGCUGGAUUAGCUGUAAGAAAUCCGGAAGGUGUGCUAGUUCAUCCUUAUCAAUGGCUUCCUGAUUCAGCUUAUCAGGAUACGGUGAAAAAUGCUGGCUACUACAGCAUAUGCGUGGACAAUCAGUUCUCGCGAUUUGCUUCGAAAUUAAUCAAUUUGUAUAUCUCUGUGAUUAGGUACGAUGAAUGGGAUAAAUAUUCCAGGGAGCUGGAAGAAUUACAUCUUUCCGUUGAUAAUUUCACAAGUACAAUAACUAACGUGGAGAAAAAUAUGAACGAAAUGCUUCAAACUCAACAUUUGAGCAGAAGCAGGGAAGCACGAGAUUUAAAUUUGUUGUUGGACAACAAUUUUUAUGUCCAAAUGUGGUCCAUUGCCCAAAUAACUGUCAUUAUAAUAACAACAACGACACAGGUAUAUUUUGUUAGGAAAUUGUUCAAUGUAAAGCCAUCUAAAUAUUCAAGAGCUGGCAUCUAGAUGGAGUAAAAAUUUGUACGAAGAAUUUACUAAAAUUCUCGGUGUCCGACUUUAUCGAAAUCGUCGAAUUUGCACCCGUAACAACGCAAUUUCCUCCCGUACUUUUCCUAGGUUAAAGUUGACUAUACUUUCUUUCCUUUUUACGUAAAGUUACUUAUCAAAGAGCAUACGACAUAAGACUGUACUGCAUUUCACAUUUGCUCCAAUGAAACGUUAUCGCCACUCAUUUGUUUAGUUCCCGCAUUUUAAUAUAGACGAACAGAUUAUAUUUAUGUAUAAUUGAAUUUAUUAAAAAAGCAUAUAUUGUAUUUAUAUGAAAACAAUAAAU